AUGUCUUAUACAGGUCCCUCCAACACGACUUCAAAUCACAAUGCCCCAGCGGACUUCGCCGCUAUCGAACAUCGUCUCACAUCAACAUAUGCAUAUCCCUUCACCCUUCCUCCGAAGCAGUCUCCCCACGACCGUUCUCUCAGCAAUGCCAUAGCCUCUCUGCACGUCCAUCCAACCCUCGAGGCAAUCUUGCACAUGCUUAACAACGACCUUACCAGCGCGCAUUUCCUGUGCAGGCAUAUGCAAUCCCCACCAGCGUUUGAGUCAAUGCUCAUUCAUGGCGUACUUCACCGCAUCGAAGGGGACUACGAUAAUGCUAGCGCCUGGUAUGGGAAUGUAGAAGACAGUGACGUGUUUCGGUCCGUAUGGCCAGAUGGACUGGCGUCUGCGAGGGGAUUUAUUGAAAAGCUCAAGGAAAGAAGGAAGCAAAAUAAAGGAACUGGAGACACUGCCAGUUUACAAGUCGAAAGCGAAAGAGAAAUGAAGGCAUUGAUAGAGUUCUGCAAGAAGGAAUUUGGAACAGAAAUCUUGCAGGAUGGCACAACAGCUUGGGUGGAACCGAGUGAGAAGAUACGAGAAAUUGCCAGCAAGCAACUGGUGGGCGGAGAAGGUUGGCGAAAGUUUUGA
Molecule: messenger RNA, 627 nt
Organism: Ramularia collo-cygni
Lineage: Eukaryota; Fungi; Ascomycota; Dothideomycetes; Mycosphaerellales; Mycosphaerellaceae
Exons: 1
Coding region: 1-627 (208 amino acids)
Source: RefSeq, a predicted model, not a curated record